CAGUGGCUUUUACUCUCGGGUUAAAUUGAGAGCUGAGUUUCCCAUUCCCUCCUGCUCUGUCACUACUAAAGCAGCAACCUGAUCAUUUCUGGAUUCUUUUUUAUUCCUGAUGCUGCUGGAAAUGGUGUUUAAAUGACGACUUACAGGACUGAAGCUAAAAAACAGCCAGUUUAGUUUGGAGGAGGUUCAGGUUGGGACUUGGCCUGAGUGCUACAGUGGGCCUGAGGUGUGAAGAUACAGGUGAGACAAGCAAAGCUUCCAAAUCGGCUUAAGUGAAACAAGAAGGAUGAUUCAAGAAGUGUUUACAAAUAUCAUGUGGAUCCACGACUACCUCCUCAAAAGAACAGAUGCACGGGUACGAGAUUACCCGCUGAUGCAGAGCCCGGUCCAGAUGACCCUCAUCUUAGUGAGCUACGUGAUUUUGGUGCUGUACAUCGGGCCGCGCUUUAUGGCAAACCGCAAACCUUAUGACCUCAAGAUCCCUAUGGUCAUCUACAAUUUCUGCAUGGUGUUAUUCAACGCCUACAUCGUUUACGAGUUCAUGAUGUCCGGCUGGGCGACGACGUACACGUGGAGGUGUGACCUCAUCGACAUCUCGACCAGCCCACAGACUCUCAGGAUGAUUCGAGUGGCCUGGCUGUUCUACUUCUCAAAAUAUGUUGAACUUCUGGACACUGUUUUCUUUGUGCUGAGGAAGAAACACAGUCAGGUGACAUUCCUGCACAUCUUUCACCACUCCUUCCUGCCCUGGAGCUGGUGGUGGGGCAUCACUCUUACCCCAGCCGGAGGAAUGGGUUGCUUCCACGCCAUGGUGAACGCGAUGGUCCAUGUCAUCAUGUACACCUACUACUGCCUGUCAGCAGCAGGACCACGCUUUCAGAAGUACCUGUGGUGGAAGAAACACAUGACUGCAAUCCAGCUGACUCAGUUCAUCGUGGUGUCUGUCCACAUCUCUCAGUAUUACUUCAUGGAAGACUGUGAAUACCAGGUGCCCCUGUUCAUCCACCUCAUCUGGAUCUACGGCAUGUUCUUCUUCAUCCUCUUCUCCAACUUCUGGAUCCAGGCGUACGUCAAGGGCAAGCGGCUCCCCGUCAACAACGAGGACAAACCCAAGCAGAACGGCCACGCUCACGGCACAGAGGCGGCCAUAUUGUCUAACGGCAAACACCUGGAGAACAGCACGGUGCACUACACCAACGGGUUUGCCGGGAACGAGAAAGUGAAGCUGGUAUAAAGGAAAAGGGUGGAAAAAUAAGAAGCACGGACAUUGCUAGCACCAGAUGAGCUAGCAUGAAGGACUUGGCGAGAAUGAUCAAAGUUCCUGGGUUUGUGGAUGUUUGAGGAUCACAUGGGAGAUGAUGAGGCACAUCGUCUGGUCACCUGCUUUUUUUGUUGAUUUUGUGUAUUUAUUUGUCCACAGUGCAUGAAGAGAAAACGCACGUCAGGCUUCACAGAUGUCACGGUGAUUUGUGUUUUUCAGCACGUAUGAUUCUCCCGGUUUCUCCGCAUCACGCAUCUGACCCGAAUGUUAAUACAUUUUUGUGCAAAAUUAGGUGGAAUGAUUUUUUUUUUUUUUUUUAUGAUGUGUAUAACUUAAAUAAAAAAUUUUAUAUUAAA
Molecule: messenger RNA, 1617 nt
Organism: Silurus meridionalis
Lineage: Eukaryota; Metazoa; Chordata; Actinopteri; Siluriformes; Siluridae
Gene: elovl1a
Product: ELOVL fatty acid elongase 1a
Exons: 8
Coding region: 287-1234 (315 amino acids)
Biological process (GO): fatty acid elongation, polyunsaturated fatty acid; fatty acid elongation, monounsaturated fatty acid; sphingolipid biosynthetic process
Cellular component (GO): endoplasmic reticulum membrane; endoplasmic reticulum
Molecular function (GO): fatty acid elongase activity
Source: RefSeq, a predicted model, not a curated record